CCCUAUAUUGAUUGUUAGACAGAUGAGGUAGUACAGUAGAUGACCUUUCCUAGUAUGUUUUAGCCUUUAAGGGAUUAUUCGUAAUCUUGUAGGGUGCCGUUUCUUCUCUAACAUCGUGUGUUAAUGCCACCUUCUUUGGAAAACGGAAGCUCGUUUCUAAUAUGCUAGUAGGAGAUCUCGCAGUAGAAUAACACAUUUGGUUAUAAUAUAUCAUCCAAGCGUGAAUCCAGUUCAAGUAAUUCGUGUGGUAAUAGACACUGAUAAGUGAUAACGAUGAACUUCAAGUAGCAUUCUGGUUUUCUAUUGGAAGGAAAGAUAAUGCAGCAUGAUUGAUGAUUUUUAUACCAAAGCACUCUGCUUGAAAUUCAAUGGGCUCAUAAUGAUGAAUAUGUGGCACCACUGCCGAUUCAAUGGUUUCCAGAGGCAUGAUGUACCCAAGUUAUUCCUGCAGAUAGUUUAGCUUUAUGGAUGCACAUCAUGCACUUAUUGAUAGGUUUCCAUUGUUUCUAUCUUUCUCUUUCGAAAGGCUAUGGUUUUUUACAUUAUUGACAAGUUCAAGUUGUUCAAGCGGCACCAUGUUUCUGCAUAUACUUGUUAUUUGAAUUCAGAUCACUAAAUUGCAGAUAUUUGGGUCAGCUUAUUUAGGCCCUUUAAGCCAUUAUUUCCACAUAUUGCUGGAUAAAAUUUUCAAAGGGAAGAAGGACACAAAAACUGUAGCUAAGAAGGUGCUACUGGAGCAACUUACAAUUUCACCUUGGAACAACCUGAUGUUUAUGAUUUACUAUGGCUUAGUUAUCGAGGGGAGACCGUGGAUCCAUACAAAAUCUAAAAUCAAGAAGGAAUAUCCAACUGUCAUAUAUGCAUCGUGGACAUUCCGGCCUGUGGUUGGAUGGAUAAAUCAUCAGUACGUUCCACUGCAGUUCCGUGUUAUUGUCCAAGGCAUCUUUGCUUGUUUCUGGGGAAUAUUUCUGAAUCUAAGAGCCAAGUCUCUGGGACCUGCUAAACCUUGAGAAGGAGAGGAGGAAAUGUGCCUUGUUUGGUUUUGGAAAUUGUCAGCCUGUUUUAUGUAUAUUUUCA
Molecule: messenger RNA, 1077 nt
Organism: Salvia splendens (bonfire salvia)
Lineage: Eukaryota; Viridiplantae; Streptophyta; Magnoliopsida; Lamiales; Lamiaceae
Product: peroxisomal membrane protein PMP22
Exons: 5
Coding region: 768-1010 (80 amino acids)
Cellular component (GO): membrane; cytoplasm
Source: RefSeq, a predicted model, not a curated record